AUAAUAAUUAAUCUAAAAUAAAAUAAAACGAAGUAUAAACAAAUAAACAAACAAUCAUCACAAAAACUAUUAAAAAUGAACUAAAAUAUUGAAAUCGUUUAAGAUACCUACUAACCUGGUAAAACCACUUUCUAAAACAAUUGUAACACUUGUCAUGGUUAUGACACUGAAGGUGAUUGUAGCUUUUUAAUGUCAGUUAACUCAAUUGCUCCUUAAAAGUCAUUCAAGACCUAGAGCAUCUUCACAUACAAGCCUGUUAACUUCAACUUUUAAUAUGGAAACAAAGAUGAAGUCAGCACUAUUAUGGAUCAAAUUAAGAGAUUUUGA
Molecule: messenger RNA, 327 nt
Organism: Tetrahymena thermophila SB210
Lineage: Eukaryota; Ciliophora; Oligohymenophorea; Hymenostomatida; Tetrahymenidae
Exons: 1
Molecular function (GO): heme binding; electron transfer activity
Source: RefSeq, a predicted model, not a curated record